Messenger RNA from Drosophila guanche, 1233 nucleotides. Its product is annotated as transcription initiation factor TFIID subunit 5-like. The transcript has a single exon. NCBI's taxonomy places the organism in Eukaryota, Metazoa, Arthropoda, Insecta, Diptera, Drosophilidae. The record is from RefSeq and is a predicted model, not a curated record. Gene Ontology annotation, molecular function: RNA polymerase II general transcription initiation factor activity; protein binding. The coding region runs from base 1 to 1233 and encodes 410 amino acids.
AUGCCCCUGGAGCGGCGAAUCACGGAUCAUCCCCUGCCAGAGCCGUUCAACUGGGCUGCCGCUGUUCAAGGUUCGGACUCCACUCCGGGCACUUCGGAGCCCCUCGGUCGGAACAGGCUGCCCGCUUUGAGCAUGAACUUGGCCACGCCCGUGGACACAGAGGAUGAGGUGACUUGCGCGACGCUCUCGGAGGAUCACUGCAGCGUGGCGUUUGGCACUUUCUCUGGGAUGAUGCACGUCGUGGCCGUGCGGAAGGAUUGGCGGGAGGCAAACAACCUGCGCAGGGAGAAUGUCUUUCAGGCCCACCAGAAGUGGGUGAUGGCCUGCGCCUUCUCCCCUGGGGACCGGCAUCUGCUCACCUCAUCGGCGGAUAAAACGAUGCGGCUGUGGUGCACCCGGAGCGGCUGCUGCAAGAUUGUGUAUACCACGGGCCAGGUGCCACUUACGGCCAGCUGUGUGGCGUUCGCCCCGCGGGGCUGCUACUUCGCCACCGCCUCGGAGGACGCAGUGGUGCGCGUGUGGAGGGAGGACGCGGAGCAUCCCAUCAUCAGUUUGUUCGGCCACUUGGCCAAACUGAUGGUGUGUCGUUUCCACCCGAAUGGCAACUACUUGGCCACAGGAUCGGCAGACGCCACGGUCCGCAUUUGGGACUACCGAAACCACGCCCAGAUGCGCGUCUUCCGCGGCCACAAGGCCCCAGUCAGUGCCCUCGUGUACUCCAUCUGCGGACGCUACCUGGUCUCUGGGGGCCGCGACGACCUCGUCAUUGUGUGGGACACGAGCACCGCGCGGUUGCUCCGCUGCCUCUGGCAGCACAAGGCACUGUCCAUUGCCUCCAUUGACAUUUCGUACUGCAACAAUCUGCUGGCUGUGUGGAGCCAGGAGUUCCAGCUCACCCUCUGGGACUUUCAACUGCUCCUGCAGAACUCAUCCAUGGAGAAUGUAUCCUCUGCCCAGAGCAAUGACAGCAAUGGGAAGCUUUUGAUUCGCACAGUGAAAGCCCCCGAGAAUGUGAUUUGGCUUCAGAGUGGAUUCUUCGGUCGGGAUGGCCUCGUGGCCAUCUACGCUGAAGACUACAAGAAGUCGGCGGACGUCCUGGCUUCGAUUGUGAAGCAAAUUGAAAACUUACAAAUUGGAACUAAGUCGGAGGCAGAGAAAAAUGAGAUCAUGGAGUCCAUGCUGAAUAAGAUCCUCAGUUCCGAAAGUGACAACACAGCCGCAGGAAGAUCUUGA